Molecule: messenger RNA, 1107 nt
Organism: Xiphophorus maculatus (southern platyfish)
Lineage: Eukaryota; Metazoa; Chordata; Actinopteri; Cyprinodontiformes; Poeciliidae
Exons: 5
Coding region: 1-828 (275 amino acids)
Biological process (GO): response to bacterium
Source: RefSeq, a predicted model, not a curated record
AUGCAUUUUGUCACAAUGAUUAGAAAACUCACUGCUUUGAUUCUUCUGACGGCAGCAUCUCUGACUCAAACUAAUGAGGUUCCUCAUCAGAUCCCUUUGAAAGUGGUUGAAGUUGGCGGGAAUGUUACUCUGCGUUGUCCAGGUUCUAACAAGGAUGGCAACUUCUUCUACUGGUACAAGCAGCCGCUUGGACAUAUGCUCCAGACAGUUGCUACAUCAGUUUUAGGAGAACAGAAACUGAGUGAACAAUUUCCCGACAACCGCUUUAAAUUUGCGGCAGGAGAUUCUCAAUACUCUCUUAUUAUCAAGGAUAUCAUUAAAGAGGAUGAAGCAACAUAUUUCUGUCAAAGUGGGACUGCUUAUUUUCAGAGAUUUUCUACAGGGAUAUACUUGGCCGUAAACGAAUGUAAGAGUCAAACACUGACUCAUGUCAGACAAACUCCAGAAACGACAUCAGUCCAGGAGGGGGACACAGUUAAUCUCCACUGUUCUCUUCUAUACAGCAGUAGAGACACCAGUCAUAAUCUAUCUGAUUACAAUGUGUACUGGUUCAGAGCUGGAUUUGGAGAAUCACAUCUGAAUUUUAUUUACACCCAGAAGAACAGGAGUAGUAAUAGAAGCUGUGUCUCCCAGCUGUCCAGAACUAUACAGAACUCCUCAGAUACUGGGACAUAUUACUGUGCUGUGGUCACAUGUGGAAAGAUCUUGCUUGGAGAAGGAACCAAAGUAGAGACAAGUAAACCUUUGGCACCUGUUCUAAUUGUCUUGGCUGUGCUGUUGGGUCUUUGUGUGAUUGUGAUUUCAAUUCUUAUAUUCUCCAGAGAUUAAAGGAUCCAAAUAGGAAUCUGCUGACUAAGUUUUUCUGCACUGCAAGAAGGAAGAAAUGGGGCAUUAUCGUCUAUCAACUGACUUUAAUUUUUGAGAAGAGAAUAUCUGUUCUUCUAAAUGUAUAAAAUACUCAAAACAUUUCUUGUAAGCUUUCUUUGUGUUCAGGUUUGUAAAGCAGACAACAGAAACUUUCUGCUCUAAAUGUUGCAAGAUGUUAUUUUUAGACAUGAGUGACUCUUCACUGUAUAAUUUUUCUUUCUAUAAUCUUACCUAAUAAUG